AUGAAUAACCAACAGUCAGUCAAAAGUAGUUCUGAUACUGGAGAUGUAGAAUCCGCGAUCAAAGUCGACAGUCCCAAACUCGAAUAUGAAAAGAUUGAUAUCGAGGAGCAUGGCCGUGACGACGUUGGCGUAUUUCCCCCAAAUGACGACCAAACCAAAAGCGGGAGUAACAGUCCUCCGCAAAUGAGCGGACUGCCCUUCUACGUGGCGAUGGGGUCCGUUACCCUAGGCGUUCUCUUGAUGGCUCUCAACAAUACAGCUCUAGGAACUGCCAUCCCCGCAAUCACAGCAGAGUUUAAUACCGUAGAUGAUGUUGGGUGGUAUUCUUCGGCGUCUCUAAUAGCAAAUUGUGUCAUGGUACCGUUCGUUGGGAAAAUAUAUAGGGGCUUUCGAAUCAAGCUCGUGUUUAUUAUCUUUAUAAUUAUCUUCGAGAUUGGAUCCUUGAUUGCAGCGUUAUCGACGUCUUCUAUGAUGCUCGUCAUUUCCAGAGCGAUAAGCGGUAUAGGGGGUUCCGGGAUUCUCAACGGUAGUUCUACGAUCGUCGCCGCCACCGUCCCGAUAGCGAAGCGGUCGUUUGUCAACGGUAUUAUACUUGGCUGCUUUGCCGUAGGCCAGGCAGCGGGCCCUCUAAUCGGCGGUGCUCUGACCCAGGGGCUGACAUGGCGCUGGUGCUUCUACAUCAACCUGCCCUUAGGUGGCCUGGUCGUUUUCCUAUUCGUAUUUGUAGUCAAGUUGCCUGUGACAAGGCUCUCAGAAAAGAAUACAUCUCUCCUGGAGCGGGUCCUUGACCUCGAUUUUGUCGGCUUUGCCAUCUUCGCCGCAGCGGCUAUAAUGUUCUUGAUCGGCCUGCAAUGGGGCGGCACUGAAUACCCCUGGAAUUCGCCGGUCGUCAUUGGACUUAUGUGCGGCGGAGUGGUAGCCUUUAUACUCGUUGGAUUCUGGUUCGCUUACAAGGGAGAUUCGGCCUUGCUACCGCCUAGGCUACUUCGUAGCCGCAUCAGCAUCAUGAUCACUAUCACCUCGUUCCUACAAAGCGGCGGGUCCAUUAAUUCACUAUUUUGGCUGCCCGUCUGGUUCCAAGCGAUCAAAGGUGUGGACGCUUUGCAGAGCGGUAUAAUGCUUCUUCCUAUAAUACUUUCGCAGCUCUUUGCAUCCGUAGUAUGCGGGGCUAUCGUUCAGAGGUCAGGCUAUUACCUCCCGGAAGUCGUCGGAGGGAACGCGCUGGUGGCGAUCGGAGCCGGGUUGACCUCGACCUUUUCUCUAACCACCUCCGAUGGGGAAAUAAUAGGAUAUCAGAUCUUGAUGGGUGCAGGUCGUGGCUUUGUCCUACAACUGCUUGUCCUUGCCAUGCAAGCGAACGUGCCUAGAGAAGACGCUUCGAUAGCAUCCGCGUACGCUAUGUUCUCUCAGCUACUUGGGGGCGCCAUCUUUUCGGCCGUCGCGAAGACCAUCUUCACCAGUUCUAUAGGAACAGCCCUCCAAGAGUUUGCUCCAGACAUCGAUCCGAGCUUACUGAUUAAUACCGGCGCGACUGAGAUAGCCAAAGUUAUCCCCCCGAACCAGGUAGAAGGUGCUCUCUUGGCAUACAAUCAAGCCAUCAACUAUAUAUUUUAUCUUCAAUUGGCUGCCGCAAGUUGUGCUUUUCUAACCGGCUGGGGAAUGGGAUGGAAAAAUUUAAAAGAGCUUAUGAAAAGUAUGGAUGAGUACGAUUUCAUUAUUGUCGGUGCUGGACUCUCUGGAGUCGACGCCGCUUACCGCCUGAAGACUCAGCUGCCAGACUGCUCCUACACCAUUCUAGAAGCACGAAAUGAGGUCGGCGGCACUUGGUCAUUCUUCAAGUUCCCCGGUAUCCGGUCGGACUCUCAGCUUACAUUGUUCGGCCUUCCGUGGCGGCCAUGGAUACACGAUACGGAUAUGGCUAAAGCGCAUCUCAUCAGGGAAUAUAUAGAGGAUGCUGCACGAGCUGAAGGUAUCGACAAGAAGAUCCAGUUCAAGCACCAGGUCACCGGUGUCAGUUGGUCUUCAGAGGAACAGCGGUGGACUCUGGCGGUUAAUGCAGAUGGCCUCGCAAAGGAGUACAAGGCCAAAUUCUUGAUCACCUGCUCGGGGUAUUAUGAUUACGCCAAUCCGCUUAAGGCCGAAAUACCUGGCAUCGAGAAGUUCCAAGGCACGGUCGCGCACCCUCAGUUCUGGCCCGAGGACCUCGAUUAUGCUAAUAAGAAAGUCGUUAUCAUCGGAUCUGGCGCUACGGCUAUUACUAUGCUACCCGCCAUGGCCGAGACCGCGGGCCACGUUACGAUGCUUCAAAGAAGCCCAUCCUACGUUAUUAGCCUGCCCCUAUCGGACCCUGUUGGAAGGUGGAUCAGGAAGAUUUUCCCAAAGAGUAUAGCUCACUCACUCAACUGGUGGCGAUGUUUUAUCGAGGAACAUGUCUUUGUUUACUUUUGCCUCACCUUCCCUAAUCUAGCAAGGAAGCUCGUCGUGCGCGAUAUGAAGAAACAAUUACCCGCCGAUAUUGAUGUGAACGUUCAUUUCAAUCCUAGGUAUAAUUUGUUCGAACAACGAGUGGGACUAUGUCCAGACGGGGACUUUUUCCGAGCUCUACACCGAGAUAACUGUGAUAUUGUUACCGACCAUAUCGAGACGGUCACGGCGGAUGGCAUUCUUACCAAGUCAGGAAAGAAGCUUGACGCAGAUAUUAUCGUGACGGCCACAGGUCUUCACGUCCACCUAUUUGCAGGAAUCACCCCGAUCGUGGAUGGACGCCCUGUGGAUAUAGGAACUUGCUAUGCUUGGAGAGGAGUCAUGGUUACUGAUAUACCAAAUUCAGGAGCCGUGAUGGGGUAUACGAUAAGUUCCUGGACGCUCGGUGCCGAUAGCAGUAUCAAGCUGCUCAUCAAAAUAUGGAAGCAUAUGCAGAAGACUGGCGCUACGUCGGUUGUGCCUGUCAACACACAAUCUGACCUUGCCUCGUCUAAGCCGGUCGUAGAACAUAGCUCGACCUACUUUGUCAUGGCGCAGGAUAGGUUGCCUAGGAUCACGGGUAUAUCUCCGUGGUAUGGUCGCACGAAUAGCAUAUAUGAUCAUCUAAAGCUGUGGUUUGGUAGUAUUACGAAAGGGCUGCAGUACACGUAUCCAUCAAAGAAGAAUGAUUGA
Molecule: messenger RNA, 3156 nt
Organism: Daldinia childiae
Lineage: Eukaryota; Fungi; Ascomycota; Sordariomycetes; Xylariales; Hypoxylaceae
Product: FAD-containing monooxygenase EthA
Exons: 10
Coding region: 1-3156 (1051 amino acids)
Biological process (GO): transmembrane transport
Molecular function (GO): transmembrane transporter activity; N,N-dimethylaniline monooxygenase activity; NADP binding
Source: RefSeq, a predicted model, not a curated record